UGCAGCCUAUUUCCAACCUUUUUUUUUUUGCAGCCCUAUUCCCUCGACCGAGCCUCCCUCCCGAGCGAACCACCAGAGUCCUCACCGAGCGCGACAGCUAGGGUUCCUGGCCGGCCCUCCGCCGCGGCGCGACCAGCCGGCCGAAGCCUCCGCCGCCCCGCCGCCCGUACAGGAUCCCUCCGUCGAGCAACCCUCCCACCACCAGCAGCGCCUCCCUACCGGGACCCGCCGCUCCCGCCCGGCAACGCCGCCGCCCGGGGCCACGCCGGGGACCGGUCCGUAGGCAGUUGGAACAGGGCAUCGACGUUGUCAAUUGGAGGGGCUUGGAGCUGCUUUGGCAUCUACAGUAGAGCAAAUUAGAAGGUUAUGUUUGCAGACAUAGAUUUUAGAAAGCACCAACCUUCUGGUAAUGCAACCUCUACUAGUAUGGUGCCCCUGGAUGUUCCAAGUCAGGCACCUGAGAAGAUUAAUUCUCUGAAUCAAGUGAUUUCAGCAGAUGUACCAUGCGAGGCUCCUGUUGAUUUUGAUUCGAGAGAACUUUACUUUCUCAUUGCGCACUUCUUAUCACAUGGUCCAUUAAAGCGGACUGCUGGAGAACUUUGCAGUGAACUCCAGGAGCAUCAUCUGCUUCCUAGAAGAUAUCAUGCUUGGUAUUCGCGUGGUGGUUUCCAUAGUGGCGAAGAAAAUGAUGACGGUGUAUCACUCCCUUUGGAUUACCUCAAGUUAGUUGAGAGAUAUCCCCACAUUGGUAAAGACCACUUGGUAAAGCUUUUAAAGCAACUGAUGGUUAGUUCCUGCCACCCAGAGAGCUUGAUUGGAGCUGUGUCUCCAAAUGCUGCUGAUGUUCCAACCCUUCUUGGCUCCAACUCAUUUUCCCUUCUUGCAUCUAAUAGGGGCCGGCAAGAAAAGGAAAAUCACAGGUUGCCGACGUAUCUCCGUUGGCCACAUAUACAGGCUGAUCAAGUUCAUGGUUUAAGUUUAAGAGAGAUUGGUGGCUUCACUAAGAAUCAUCGAGCUCCUUCUGUCCGUGCAUCAUGCUAUGCCAUUGCGAAGCCAUCUACCCUUGUUGAAAAGAUGCAAAUUAUAAAGAAAUUGAGGGGACAUCAAAACGCUGUGUAUUGUGCUACUUUUGAUCGCACAGGGCGUUUUGUUAUUACUGGUUCUGAUGAUCGCCUUGUUAAAAUUUGGGCAAUGGAAACUGCAUUUUGUCUGGCUAGCUGCCGAGGUCAUGAAGGUGAUAUUACUGACCUCGCGGUGAGUUCCAAUAAUGCUGUGGUAGCAUCUUCAGCCAAUGAUUUCGUUAUUAGAGUGUGGCGUAUACCUGAUGGCAUGCCGAUCUCAGUGUUGAAGGGGCAUACAGGGGUUGUAACUGCUAUUGCAUUUAGCCCAAGGCCAGGUGCUGCUUUCCAGCUAUUGUCAUCAUCAGAUGACGGGACAUGCAGGAUUUGGGAUGCCCGAUAUUCUCAACAACCUCCACGAAUAUAUACACCAAAACCUCCAGAUGCUGCCCCUGGGAAGAGUGGUGAUGCAUCUUCCAGUGCUGUUCAAGUUCAACCAAUAAAUCACCAAAUCUUGUGUUGUGCAUUUAAUGCCAAUGGAACUGUGUUUGUUACUGGCAGCUCAGACACUUUUGCAAGGGUGUGGAAUGCUUGCAAGAGUAGUUCUGAGGAACAUGACCAGCCGAAUCAUGAGAUGGAUGUAUUAUCGGGCCAUGAAAAUGAUGUAAACUAUGUGCAGUUUAGUGGAUGUGUGGUAUCUAGAUCCUUUUCAUCUGAAGGCAGCCACACCACUAAGGAAGAAAAUAAUCUUAAACUAAGAAAUUCAUGGUUCACACAUAAUAUUGUUACUUGCUCCCGUGAUGGCAGUGCAAUUAUAUGGGUUCCACGAUCUCGGAGAUCGCAUGGAAAGAUUGGACGAUGGACACGUGCUUACCAUCUCAAGGUCCCUCCACCUCCAAUGGCUCCUCAACUAGUUCGUGGUGGUCCACGACAAAGACAUCAGCCAACUCCUCGUGGUGUCAAUAUGAUUGUCUGGAGUUUGGAUAACCGAUUUGUGCUUGCUGCUAUCAUGGACUGCAGAAUUUGUGUUUGGAAUGCUUCUGAUGGGAGCUUAGUACAUUCACUGAUUGGCCACAAGGAAUCUACAUUUGUUCUUGAUGUGCAUCCAUUCAACCCUCGUAUAGCAAUGAGUGCUGGGUAUGAUGGCAUGACAAUCAUCUGGGAUAUAUGGGAAGGAAAACCUGUACAGAUCUAUGAAACCGGUCAUUUUAAGCUAGUUGAUGGCAAGUUCUCUCCGGAUGGAACAUCACUUAUCCUCACCGAUGAGAUUGGCCAAAUAUUCUUUAUUGGUACAGGGCAGGGUGAGUCCCAGAAGGAUGCGAAAUAUGAUCAGUUCUUUCUUGGAGACUAUCGACCCCUUACUCAAGAUACAAAUGGAAAUGUUAUUGAUCAGGAGACACAGCUCCCACCUUAUAGGAGAAAUAUUCAAGACCUUUUGUGUGACUCGGGUAUGAUGCCAUACCCAGAGCCUUUUCAAAGCAUGUACCAGAAACGGCGAUUAGGUACCAUGGGCAUUGAGUGGCGGCCUCCCUCUGUAGAUUUUGCUGUUGGCCCCACGUACAAUGCAACCACUGGUGAAUACCAGAUCAUCCCAGUCAUUGAUCCAGAUAGGUGGGAGCCACUUCCAGAGAUACCGGACUUCUUUGAGCUUGAACCUGAGAUUGAAGUUAUCUCUGAUGAUACUGAUUCCGAGUACAACGGCAUGGAUGACAAGUCUAGUGAAGGAGAACAGGAGAAUUUGAGUGGUGAUUCCUCUGGUGCUUCAUACUCAAGUGCAGAGAUUGAUGGGAAUAACCUUAGCGAUAGUGCUAAUCUUCGCAGAUCUAGAAGAAAGAAGAAAAAAUCAAAGGCUGAUCUUGUGACUUCAUCUGGUCGGCGAGUUAAGAAGAGGAAUUUGGAUGAGCAUGAUGCUGCUACUGUGUCAAGGUCACACAGAGCUAGGAAGUCUAAGAAUGGUCGCUCUAGUAAAAGGAAAAGAUCACCUAAAUCUAGGGGAUUGCGACCUCAAAGACGCGCUGCUCGCCAUGCACUCAGUUUUUUAACAAAGAUGGGAGCUUCAACAGAUGAGGAUGAAGAGGACUCAGAGAGUCUCUCAGACAGUGAAUUGAACACGGAAAGCAUUGAAGCUGAGCCGUCAGCAUGGUAUAGCCGGCCAAGACUUGGUAGAGAGAGUAACCAAUAUGAUUCAGAAGAUGUUACACAACCUUCUCAUUUCACUGAAACUCGGGGGAGUUCUGGAAAUAACAGAAAACUGGUCCUGAGGAUACCACGCCGUGAUUUAAAAGUUGAAUUUCCAUCAGCUGUAUCAGUCAUGGGGGGCAGACAUGGAUCAGUUGAGCCGGAACUAGCUUUUGAGCCUGGAAGUUCCUCUGUUUGCAAGGCUGACCCACCUGCAGAUGGAGGUCAAAGCACAACAACCUCUGGUCUACAUGAUGUUUCUUCUGUUUAUAGUAACAGCACAAUCAAGUGGGGUGAGGUUAAGCAGCGAUCUUCAAAGCGUUGCAAGUUUGGUGACUCUUCCGCUGGAGACAUGUGGCCCUCUUCAAAUAAUGCAGUUUCACAGGAUGGUGGCAAAUCUGGUGUUCAGAAGACACCUCAUGAAUAUGGUAACGCCAUGCAACAAACGGUUGAGCAGACUGUACAAAAGAGUGAACGUGCAAUUUGUCUGGAUAGCAUCCAUGAAAAUCACGAUACUGAUGUUUAUAGUGAAGAUAAUUUACUUGGUGAAGAAAGGACAACUAAUAACAAUAAUACUCAUGUAGAGGAAGUAAACAACAAAGAAUGCAACCAACAGUCCCACAGUACUACUCAGUCUACUAUUAAACUGAAGUUAGUCAGGUCAAGAGGCAUUCCAGAUGCAAAAGGUUCACCGGACAAAUCAAAGACUACUGCAGUAGGGAGUGACGUGAACCCUGAGUGUGAUAAAGUUCCCAUGCAGCAUGAUGAGGAUCCUACCACCAAUCAACAUAUAAGCAGUGACUUCCCUAGUGCGUCUAGAGAUUUCCAGGAAUGCACAGAUAAAAGCACUGGUUUUCAUGAUUCAAGGAAGUUCCAUUCUGAAUCUGGGAAGACGAUUGCUGUGUACCAAAGGUCAAAGUUAAGUAAGCACAAGAAAAAAUUGGAUUCAGAUUCUGGCAAUGGAGAUAGUACCUCCGUCUCCAAUGAUGAUGGUGGGUAUCAACCUUCAGAGUACAGUCCUGUUGCACCUGGUACUGGUAAUUUGCGAAGAAGCACAAGGAGGUCAUGUGCAUACACUGAUGGUGGAGCAAGGAAUGCUAUCUCUCAUGUGAAAAAUUCUUCCCAUGAAGCAUCAACUAGUGGGAGACAAAUUGGUGCAGACGUGCAUGAGUGGGGUUCACCAUCAAAGACUGCUGGUUUAAGGUCUACUAGGAACAGAGUUCCUGAUACACAUUCAUUGGCAGAAAAGCCUCAAGUAUCCUCGAAUUGUUGGUUGAUGUUGUUGGAGCAUGAAGAUAUUUACCGUUAUAUUCCUCAACAUGGCGAUGAGGUUAUGUACUUGCGACAGGGCCAUGAAGAAUAUCUUAAAGGAAUGCGAUUAUCGGAUAGUUGCCCAUGGAAUCGGAUCAAAGGCCUUAAAGCUGUAGAGCUUUGCAAAAUUCAGGAUCUUUGUUAUACCACUUAUAAAGGGUCUGGUGAAAGCUGCUGUAAAUUAACACUUAAAUUCAUUGACGACACUUCAAGCGGGUUUAACAGAGAGUUUGUAAUCACAUUGCCUGAGCUGGUUGGCUUCCCUGAUUUUCUGGUGGAAAGAACACGGUUUGAAGCUGCUGUUGCGCAGAACUGGACUAUCAGAGAUAAGUGCAGAAUUUGGUGGGCGAAUGAUGAGGGAGGAGGAAGUUGGUGGGAGGGACGUGUGUUGGCAAUAAGACCUAAGUCACCUGAUUUUCCUGAGAGUCCAUGGGAUAAAUAUGCCAUACAGUACAAGAAUGAUGGUUCAGAUCAUCUGCAUAGCCCCUGGGAGCUCUAUGAUGCUGAUAGCCCAUUGGUUCCAUGGAAACAUCCACAUAUUGAUUCCAGUAUUAGGAAUAAAUUGUUAUCAGCAGUGAAUAAUUUACAGAACAAGUCUCGCAGAAACCAGGAUCACUAUGGUGUCCUGAAGUUGGACACUGUUGCAGGAAAAUCAGAGUUCAUAAACAGGUUUCCUGUCCAGUUUUCCAUGGAGGUGAUCAGGACAAGACUGCAAAAUGGUUACUACAGAACCGUGGAGGCUGUCCAACAUGAUGCCUCUGUGAUGCUUGCCAAUGCCGAGUCUUACUUCUCAAAGAGCGCGGACAUGACCAAGAAGCUUCUCAGGCUAUCCGAGUGGGUCGAAGAUAACAUCCUAUCACUUUAGAAGAUGACAUCUGAAGCAAGCAUAGUUUUGUUAGACGAAUGGGCCAAAGUAAAGUAGUUCGCUGGUUGGGAGGAGAUAGAGAUUCAUCUUUACUAACAACUGUCGCCAUAGUUCUGAAAGAAAAGCAAAAUUAGAAAGAGAAGAUGCUAGCGUCGUGAAAUCUGUCAGAAAAUGCUUUAGCAGAUCAUUGGAUUUGUAUAGACUAUUGUGCAUCAUCAGUCAAUCAAUAAAAACGCAAGGCAAAUAAUCGGUUGGGUAGAAUA
Messenger RNA from Triticum urartu, 5675 nucleotides. Its product is annotated as WD40/YVTN repeat and Bromo-WDR9-I-like domain-containing protein. The record is from RefSeq and is a predicted model, not a curated record. Gene Ontology annotation, biological process: regulation of cell shape; cytoskeleton organization; regulation of transcription by RNA polymerase II. Lineage: Eukaryota; Viridiplantae; Streptophyta; Magnoliopsida; Poales; Poaceae. Gene Ontology annotation, molecular function: protein binding. Gene Ontology annotation, cellular component: nucleus.